This is a messenger RNA of Lathyrus oleraceus (garden pea), 730 nucleotides long. RefSeq lists its product as uncharacterized. The record is from RefSeq and is a predicted model, not a curated record. NCBI's taxonomy places the organism in Eukaryota, Viridiplantae, Streptophyta, Magnoliopsida, Fabales, Fabaceae. The transcript is spliced from 3 exons. Bases 139 to 684 code for a protein of 181 amino acids. Gene Ontology annotation, cellular component: chloroplast.
AAAUAAAUAUUUAUUUGUGGUAGUGAGCUACCGCCUUCGCUUGAUUCAUAUAAACCCCAAAAAAUUCACAAAAAUGAAACUCUCAAACCAAAAAUCAAUGCCAAUUAUCAAACUCAGCAAUAAUUCUUCUGAUUUCUCAUGGCCAUCCAUCUGAAUCUCAGCACAACUUCUUCUCUUCCUUCAAACCCUUCCUUUCUCAAACACAAACAUAACGUCAAAUUCAAUCACCCUCCUUCUUCUUCUUUAAUAAACAACAAGAUAUGUGCUCAAUCACAAGGAACUGACGCUGGUGUUUCUGAGGACGAUUCUUCUCUUGGAUCUUUAUCUUCUUCUCGUGCACAGCUGGAUCUCUUGGAGCAAUUUACAUCUACAACCUCAUCAAUCAAUGGUAAUGAAACCGCUGGCGGCUCUCGGAAACUUUCAAUUCGCGACCAACUUGCGCAGUUGGUUGGAGAUAGGGACGAUGAUUUCACCAUUCCCUUAGGUAAGAACUUGAAGAAAGUGAGUGCGAAAUUCUUAACAACUUCACAAAGGAGAAAUAUCAAGAGACAGAAUUAUCUAAAUGAGGUUUCUCAAAGAAAUGAUUCAACUUUUUUUGCAACUAUAGGAGCUUUUGUCAUUCUUCCACCUCUUAUUAUACUAGGAAUAGCUAUAUCAACUGGUUAUGUACAGCUUUUACCUUAAAGACAUAAUGAUUUUAGUGACUCUGAAUAGAAAUAUUUGCAUAUUA